This is a messenger RNA of Phytophthora megakarya, 435 nucleotides long. The record is from the annotation of a GenBank genome assembly. Lineage: Eukaryota; Oomycota; Peronosporomycetes; Peronosporales; Peronosporaceae.
AUGGCAGCCACGACUGCUCUGAGAGUAGCCCAAGCUUUCGAAGAAUGUGAGUACCGGAGGUUCGGUGCACCUUCCCUCAUCAGACAUGACAGGGACCCUCGAUUCAUGAGCGAGGUGUUCCAGUCGUUCACCGAAAUGAUGCAAAGGUCUAGGGAAACGUUGAGCUACCGGCCCCAAGCCAAUGGCCAGCAAGAGCGCUCGGUUAAGACCGUCAUGCAAUCAGUGCGAGUGUACGCGGAAGAUCCACUGCAACAAGACUGGGACGAGAUUGCCGAGAAGUUGAUCUUUGCGAUCAACAACUCAAUGGACACAACGAGGAAAGAGACACCUUUUUCCUCGUCCAUGAGUGGGACGCUCAGUCCACACUCCAAAGCGAUGUCCUCAAACGAGGACUCGGUCGACAGUCAGAUGCACUGGUAUGGCGUCGAGAAGUGA